Molecule: messenger RNA, 2115 nt
Organism: Dunckerocampus dactyliophorus (ringed pipefish)
Lineage: Eukaryota; Metazoa; Chordata; Actinopteri; Syngnathiformes; Syngnathidae
Product: stonustoxin subunit alpha-like
Exons: 3
Coding region: 1-2115 (704 amino acids)
Molecular function (GO): protein binding
Source: RefSeq, a predicted model, not a curated record
AUGUCCACCGACAUUAUGGAAGUGAGCUCACUGGGCCGACCUUUCACCUUGGGAAUGCUCUACGAUGCCCGCAAAGACGCCAUCCUGCCAGGUUACAUUCUUUGGGAUGAGGAGACAAUUCAGAAGAACACGGUAGAGAACUCUCAUCGCAGCAGCAACUUCACAGUGACAGCGUCCGACUCCAUCGAGUCCCGCUCCUCCCUGCUGGAUGUAAGUGCUUCUAUCAAGGCCAGCUUCCUGUGCGGUCUGAUCGAAGUGGACGGAUCUGCCAAGUACCUGAAUGACAAGAAGAAACUGAAAAGCCAGAGCAGAGUGACAUUUCAGUACAAAGCCACCACCCACUUCAAGCAGCUGUCGCUCACUUCGCUGCAAGAACUGCAGUCCUACCAAAUGGACAUUGUGGAGAAGGGCAUAGCCACACAUGUCGUCACAGGCAUCCUUUACGGGGCAGACUGUGUCUUUGUGUUUGACAGCGAGAGGAUGGAUGGCAGCAGCAUUCAGGAUGUCCAGGGCAGGAUGGAGGCGGUCAUGAAGAAGAUUCCGAUGUUUACCGUGAGCGGGAAGGUCGACAUCAAGCUGACCGAGGAGGAAAAAGCUCUCACGACGAGGUUCACCUGCAAGUUCUUUGGUGACCUCCUUCUGAAGAGCAACCCUGGAACCUUUGAAGAAGCAGUGAAAACUUACAUGGAGCUUCCAACGCUGCUGGGACAAAACGGCGAGAAUGCUGCUCCACUGAAGGUUUGGCUCCUGCCCCUGAAGAGUCUGAACUCUAAAGCUCCAAGCCCCGAGCUGAGCCUCAUCAGCGUCAGUCUGCUGCGAAAAGUGCAAGAUGUUCUAGAAGAUGGACAACAGAUGGAAAUGAGGUGCAACGAUUCUCUUGAGGAUGUCGUGGCCAAGCAUUUUCCUGAGAUCUGUGAAGCCUUGAGACGCUUCCAGAAGCUGUGUCAGUAUUACACAUCGUUUCUCCGACAGUCCAUGGUCAACAAACUUCCUCUCAUUCGCGACGGCACAAAGGAUGAGAGUGAGCUGGCCAAAGUCUUUGCAGACAAAGAGAUGUGCCCCUUCAGCCACGCUGCUCUGAGCAACUGGUUGGACAGCAAGGAGCGGGAGAUCACCAUCAUGCGCUACUGCAUAAACACUAUGGACGGGAUAAAUGUCAAGUUUGUCCAAAGUAAGUCUGAGCUGGACCGAGUGCUUUAUGCUCCGGGGGUCAACGAUGUCCUCUGCUUCGUUUUCACGUCCCUGGAAAGCAGCGACCCCCAGCUGGAAGCCAUGGCCCAAUACCUGGACAAGUGCCCAUUACAAAAAGCAAACAACAACCCUUGGUACUUCACUGAUGAUGUCAUCGCUAGCAUGAAAGAGAAGGUCAACACUUUCGUUGGCAUUGCCAGACCACUGAGAGACAACCACAGUCUCCAAUUUGUCGUCACUGCUAUGGCCAACACGGAGCACGCAGGCGCAAGCAUCUACCACUACAAGAAUGCCGUCCUGCUCACUGACAACUUCUCCAAACCUGACAUCCCCUCCGUCAAGGACAUACAAGACAAAAGUGCAUUAAUGUGGUAUGCCUGCGAUCUGCACCUGGACCCCAUGACGGUAAACUACAAUCUUGCCCUCUCGCAAGACAACAGGAUGGUGUCUCGUGGGGACCGAAAGAGCUACCAGGACAGUCCAGAACGCUUCGAUGUGUGUUCACAGGUGUUGUGCACCGACGGUCUCGUGGGGCGCCAUUACUGGGAAGUGGAGUGGGGUGGUGGUGCUGACCAAGAUAUCGCCAUAGGCGUCACAUACAGAGGAAUCCCGAGGAAAGGAAAGGACUGUUAUUUAGGUUGGAACCCCAUAUCCUGGACCUGUGGCAUCUAUGGUGCCCAGCCUUUCCCAACAAUCUUUGAAUAUCAUAUGUCUCAGCGGAAAACCAUGGUUUUCCCAGGCAAGGCACUCAAGCGCAUUGGCGUGUACCUGGACUGGCCUGGCGGCUCUCUGUCCUUUUAUGACGUCUCCUCCGAUGGGCUAACUCACCUCUACAGCCACUACGCUACGUUCAGUGAGCCCCUUUAUCCAGGAUGCUACAUCUAUUCCCCAUCUGGUCAUGUGUUCUUCUGCCCCGUCCAGUAG